AUGACACAGCAUAUCCUCAUCACUGGCGGCGGGGGCUUCAUUGGCCAGGAACUACUAGGCCCCCUUCUCGAUUCUUCAUCAGACAUCCAUCUCACCAUCGUAGACCUCGCUACACCCCCCGUUCCCGAGGCAUACUCGAACCGCAUCACAGCCCUCGGCGCAGACCUCACAGACGCAAGCGUGGUGAACAAGCUCAUCACCUCGCAGCCCUUUACGACAGUCUAUCUCUUCCACGGCAUCAUGUCCAGCGGUUCAGAAGCCAACCUUGACUUGGGUCUUAAAGUCAACGUUGAUUCCGUGCGCUGCGUUCUCGACACUUUACGAAACAAGCUCACUGGCGUCAAAGUCGUCUUUUCUAGCACGUCUGCUGUGUAUGGACCCGAAAAGGGACCUGUCACGGAGCAGACAAUGCCGCAACCACUGUCAUCGUACGGUACGGAGAAAUUCAUGACGGAGUUGUUGAUAAACGACUUUUCGAGAAGGGGCUUGAUUGAUGGACGUAUCGUGCGUCUUCCAACUGUUGUGGUAAGACCUGGAAAGCCAUCCGCCGCAGCCUCAAGCUUUGCUUCAGGAAUUGUGAGAGAGUCGUUGCAGGGCAUCCAGAAUACUCUCCCUGUCCCUCGAAGCACCCCCAUCUGGAUCUGCAGUCCAGCGACGGUGGUGAAGAACCUCAUCAUGAUGAAAGAUAUACCUGCUGAGAAAUUCGGAAACUCGCGGAUUGUGAAUCUACCGGGACGUACGGUUUCUGUACAGGAUAUUCUGGACGCAGUGGAGAAAGUGGGUGGUAAGGAAGCGCUGGGAUAUGUCAAGGAAGAAGCGGAUGAGGCUGCGUACAAGAUUGUAAAGGGCUGGGCUCCUUGGUUUGACGAUAGUAGGGCAAUGAGUCUAGGAUUGCACGCAGAUGGGGAGUUGGUUGAUGCUGUCAAGGCGUUUCAGGAUAGACUCAAGGCGAAAUAA
Messenger RNA from Fusarium pseudograminearum CS3096, 957 nucleotides. RefSeq lists its product as uncharacterized. Lineage: Eukaryota; Fungi; Ascomycota; Sordariomycetes; Hypocreales; Nectriaceae. Bases 1 to 957 code for a protein of 318 amino acids. The transcript has a single exon. The record is from RefSeq and is a predicted model, not a curated record.